AUGUCUGACAACGACGACGACUUUAUGUGCGAUGAUGAUGAGGACUACGGUUUGGAAUAUUCUGAGGAUAGCAAUUCGGAGCCCGAUGUGGAUCUGGAGAAUCAGUACUACAACAGCAAGGCUCUAAAGGAAGAGGAGCCGAAGGCGGCGCUGGCCAGUUUCCAAAAAGUUCUCGAUCUGGAGAAUGGCGAGAAGGGAGAGUGGGGCUUCAAGGCCCUGAAGCAGAUGAUUAAGAUAAAUUUUCGAUUGUGCAACUAUGACGAAAUGAUGGUGCGAUACAAGCAAUUAUUGACGUACAUCAAGAGCGCCGUCACCAGAAAUCACUCGGAGAAGAGCAUCAACUCUAUAUUGGACUACAUUUCCACUUCAAAGAAUAUGGCUUUGUUGCAGAACUUUUACGAGACCACUUUGGAUGCUUUGCGCGAUGCAAAAAACGAUAGAUUAUGGUUCAAGACCAACACGAAGCUGGGCAAACUCUACUUUGAUCGCAGCGACUUUACCAAGCUCCAGAAGAUACUCAAGCAGCUGCACCAGAGCUGCCAGACGGACGAUGGCGAGGACGACCUCAAGAAGGGCACCCAACUGCUGGAGAUCUACGCUUUGGAGAUCCAAAUGUACACCGUGCAGAAGAACAACAAAAAGCUGAAGGCCCUAUACGAGCAGUCGCUGCACAUCAAGUCGGCCAUUCCGCAUCCUCUGAUUAUGGGUGUGAUACGCGAAUGCGGCGGCAAGAUGCAUCUGCGCGAGGGAGAGUUCGAGAAGGCCCACACUGACUUCUUUGAGGCGUUCAAGAACUACGAUGAGAGUGGUUCCCCCAGGCGUACCACAUGCUUGAAGUACUUGGUCUUGGCCAACAUGUUGAUGAAAUCUGGCAUCAAUCCCUUCGACUCUCAGGAGGCCAAACCGUAUAAGAAUGAUCCUGAAAUCCUCGCCAUGACCAAUCUGGUCAACUCCUAUCAAAACAACGACAUCAACGAGUUUGAGACUAUUCUGCGCCAGCAUCGUAGCAACAUCAUGGCCGAUCAGUUUAUACGCGAGCACAUCGAGGAUCUACUACGCAAUAUACGCACCCAAGUGCUCAUAAAACUGAUUAGACCCUACAAAAACAUCUUUAUACCCUUUAUUGCCAGUGCCCUGAACAUUGAGCCCGCCGAAGUGGAGAGCCUUUUGGUCUCCUGCAUUUUGGAUGACACCAUCAAGGGACGCAUCGAUCAGGUGAACCAAGUGCUGCAGCUGGACAAGGUCAAUAGCAGCGCCGCUCGCUAUAAUGCCCUGGAGAAAUGGUCCAACCAAAUCCACUCUCUGCAGUUCGCUGUCGUUCAGAAAAUGGCCUAAAUAUGUAGCUAUACUCUACGCCAGUUUGUCGCUUUUACAACCCAUUAAAAUAUCUAGAAUAUA
Drosophila persimilis is the source of this 1398-nucleotide messenger RNA. It is a transcript of the gene alien, whose product is annotated as COP9 signalosome complex subunit 2. The transcript is spliced from 6 exons. NCBI's taxonomy places the organism in Eukaryota, Metazoa, Arthropoda, Insecta, Diptera, Drosophilidae. The coding region runs from base 1 to 1335 and encodes 444 amino acids. Gene Ontology annotation, biological process: protein deneddylation. The record is from RefSeq and is a predicted model, not a curated record. Gene Ontology annotation, cellular component: COP9 signalosome.